This is a messenger RNA of Hypomesus transpacificus, 1638 nucleotides long. RefSeq names its product basement membrane-specific heparan sulfate proteoglycan core protein-like. Gene Ontology annotation, molecular function: transmembrane signaling receptor activity. The coding region runs from base 35 to 940 and encodes 301 amino acids. The transcript has 8 exons. Lineage: Eukaryota; Metazoa; Chordata; Actinopteri; Osmeriformes; Osmeridae. Gene Ontology annotation, biological process: cell surface receptor signaling pathway. The record is from RefSeq and is a predicted model, not a curated record.
UGCUGGUUAGUCAGUCAGUCAGCAGCCAGACAGGAUGGAGUUCACACCACUCUGCUUCAUGCUCUGUGUCUACUGCUCCAUCCUCUCACCUGUCUGCUGCUUCUCCCUGAGGAUCAGUCCCAGCAAAUCUCAGUUCUUCAGGUAUGAGUCUGUCUUCCUGAUCUGUGAGGAUCAGGGGAGCUCUGCUGGAGGGAGGGUGAGGAGGAACACCACAGCCAGAGAGCUUUUAGAGUGUGGAGCACCACGCUGGGGGAGGUUAGAAGGCUCUUCCUGCAUCAUCAGUGGUGUGACCCCAUCAGACAGUGGAGUGUACUUGUGUGAGUCUGGCUCAGGAGAACACAGCCAUGCUGUCAACAUCACAGUACAUGAUGGAGCUGUGAUCCUGGAGAGUCCUGUCCUCCCUGUGAACCAGGGACAAGCUGUGACUCUACGCUGUAGAUGCCAGACACCUCCCUCUAACCUCACAGCUGCCUUCUACAAGGAUGGAUCUCUGGUCAGGACUGAGGCUGCAGGAGAGAUGACCAUCCCUGCUGUGUCUACAUCUGAUGCAGGGUUGUACAAGUGCAGGAACUCUGAGCUGGGAGGAUCUCCAGAGAGCUGGCUGGCUGUGAGAGCCCUCCCUUCCCUUCCUCCCUCCCCCUCUCUCCUUCCCACCUCCCCCUCCCUUCCUGUGGUGGUCUCUCUGCUGGUGGCUGGUCUCUCUGUCUCUCUGGUCUCUCUGCUGGUGGUGCUGCUCCUCUGGAAGAGACGUAAAGAGAGACCCCCUCCAGCAGCAGAGUCUGUCUACUCAGCAGUGAGGACAGACACUGGUUCAGCAGGAGCCAGUGGUGACGUGACCUACUCUGACAUCAACCUCAGACACCAAACACCACAGAAGAAGAGAGAGAAGCCCCUCCCCCCAGAACCUGGUGUCAUCUACUCCUCAGUGAGACCAGGCUGAGCUGCAGCCUCUGUCUACAGGCCCCCCAACCUGUGCCCCUCACCUUUAAGACCAUCUUGUUCAGAACAGAGGGUGUACUGAUCAAAAGCAGGGUUAUUUGUAGAUGUGGAAGAAUGCUCUCGUUUAGCUGCGGUAGACCGCUCUCUCUGUCCUAGCACUCUGCUGGCAUGCAAACUGCUCUUUACUGCAAGGCAGAGGUUGGAACUGACGCACAAAGUAGCUCAUCGAAACUCUGCCGUUUGACCGCCUGCUGGAACAAACAACCCCUGUGUGUCAGUUUGAGGUGAAGCGCUGUGUUUCUGCUGAUCAGAACUGUGGGAAAGAGCCUCUCUACUUGUCCACUCACAGACACGCCAGCCAGUAAGAUGACAUCUAACAGCCAAGACAAGGAUGGACUUUCUAACUGGAACUGUGACCUGAACAGCUUUCAGCUGUAGUGACCCGGACGUGUGUUGUCAUUGUGGCUGUUGUUUGCAGACUAGUAAACAUAUCCCUGAUGAACAGGCCUGUUGUUGUUUACAGAGUAGUAAAUGUGUCACUGAUGAAGAGGCCUGUUGGAGACUGUACCUGUAAUAACUUUAACCUGUCUUGUUGUUGAUUUAAUAUCAGCUUAUUUUGUCUGGUCGUGUCUUCCUGCUUGUUUACUUGCUGUAGCACCACCUGUAGCAUCACCUGUAGAGUGGUGACCUAAUAAAAGG